Messenger RNA from Panicum hallii, 828 nucleotides. Its product is annotated as zinc finger A20 and AN1 domain-containing stress-associated protein 5-like. The record is from RefSeq and is a predicted model, not a curated record. The transcript has a single exon. The coding region runs from base 120 to 566 and encodes 148 amino acids. Lineage: Eukaryota; Viridiplantae; Streptophyta; Magnoliopsida; Poales; Poaceae. Gene Ontology annotation, molecular function: zinc ion binding; DNA binding.
CCACACCUUUCGGCCGCUUUACGCAACGCCUUUUUAAUCCCUUCCGCCCUCCGCUUCCCGUCCACCCCCCAACCCCAGCCCAGCCUGCCCUGCGCCGCGCCGUCCCUGACCCGGCGGCCAUGGCGGAGGAGCAGCAGCGGCAGAGGUGGCAGGAGGGCCACCGCCUGUGCGCCAACAACUGCGGCUUCUUCGGCAGCCCCGCCACGCUGGACCUCUGCUCCAAGUGCUACCGCGACCUCAACCAGCACCAGCCGGCCUUCACGCCGUCCUCCGCCGCUGCCUCAGCUUCCGCUGCUUCCGAGGCGGUCAUCGCGGCCGUGGCCUCUUCCGAGCCCGUGGCUCCAGCGAUGGCCCCCGCGGGCGCCAGGCAGGCGGGCAGGUGCGCGAGCUGCCGGAGGCGCGUGGGCCUCACGGGGUUCGCGUGCCGCUGCGGCGCCACCUUCUGCGGCGUGCACCGGUACCCGGAGCGGCACGCGUGCGCCUUCGACUUCCGCGCCGCCGGCCGCGAUGCCAUCGCGCGCGCCAACCCCGUCGUUAGGGGCGACAAGCUCAAGGACAAGGUCUGAGGACUCCCGCUCUGUUCCUCGACGCGACGCCGGAGGGAGGAGGAGGAGGACGGCGGCGGCGGCCCGAACGGAUCGUCGGACUGUACCAAGUACUCCGUGUACCCCCUACCCUCGAUUGCAUGUGUAAGCUGACGCCCCGUCAGGCGCCGCAAAGUUCAAAUCGAAAGCUAAACUGGUUUCGAAUAAGAGACCCGGAUCGGCGGCCUUGUUGCGUGCAGUUGUUGUGAUUCGUGAGGUUCCUGUAACGCCCAUGUUCGUUUGA